Cyphomyrmex costatus is the source of this 4072-nucleotide messenger RNA. RefSeq names its product F-BAR domain only protein 2. The transcript has 12 exons. The coding region runs from base 290 to 3169 and encodes 959 amino acids. The record is from RefSeq and is a predicted model, not a curated record. Gene Ontology annotation, biological process: clathrin-dependent endocytosis; clathrin coat assembly. Lineage: Eukaryota; Metazoa; Arthropoda; Insecta; Hymenoptera; Formicidae. Gene Ontology annotation, cellular component: clathrin-coated pit; plasma membrane; cytoplasm.
AGCGCGCCCGUUCCGCUCGCGAUAUUCCCCAUCCCCGCGCUGGACGGCCCCAGACUUCACGCCGAGUCGCUGUGCUGCCUUUCUGUGUGGAAUCGCGGAGUAUUGCGCGUUCUUGGGUUGGGUGUCGCGCGUAUAUAUACCAUCCGCACGUAGCGCAGUGCCGUGCGUGUGUCACGCGCGCUGCCGUUGUCGCGGGGGAAAGGAAAGAAGAGUGCGGUGCAAUUGUUCGUGCCGAUAUAAUACGCGAGGUUGAGGCGAGGUGGUAUGAUGGUCUGAUCGCGGUCUCAACAUGACCGUGGAUUUUGUCGACUACUUUUGGGGCGAAAAGAAUAAUGGAUUUGACGUGUUGUAUCAUAACAUGAAGCAUGGUGUAAUUGCCAGUAAGGAGUUGGCUGAAUUUUUGCGAGAAAGAUCAGCCAUAGAGGAAAACAAUUAUAAACUCCUUAGUAAGGUAGCGAAACAAGCGAGCAAUAGCACGCAAGGGACAUUCGCACCUGUCUGGGCCGCUCUGAGAGGAGCCGCUGAAAAACUCGCCGUUUUACACUUUCAAAUGGCCCAGCGGGUGUCCGAACUCAUAAAAGAUGUGUCAAAAUAUGCCGACGAACUGCACAAGAAACAUAAGGCUGUGAAGGAAGAAGAAUCGUCUACUUUAGAAGUUGUACAAAGUAUACAAAGCAUUACGGUAACGUUACAUAAGGCGAAAGACAUGUGUAUGCAAAAACGUCUCGAAUUAGAAAAAUUAAGGAAGGACAAUGCCAGUCAAAAGGAGCUGGAGAAGGCAGAGGGCAAGUUCAAAAAGGCACAAGAUGAUUAUAGGGCGCUGGUGGACAAAUACACGGUCAUACGAAACGACUUCGAGGCAAAAAUGACUCAAGCUUGCAGGCGGUUCCAAGAUGUGGAAGAGACGCAUCUGAAGCACAUGAAGGAAUUUCUGAAUACGUACGCUGAUGUUUUGCAAACCAAUCACGAGCAAGUCGGCCAGGUUCAUAUCGACUUCAAACGGCAAUGCGUCGAUAUGACGGUGGAGAAGUUAUUAGAGCAAUUCGUUCAGAGCAAAUAUACGGGUUUCGAAAAACCAGGUGUAAUUGAGUAUGAGGAAGUUAUGACGAGUUUAGCGGAAAUGACCAGCCAUUCUCAAUCAGAAGGCAGCGGCGUAGAGACACCUAAGGAAACGUCGAAGAGCACCAACGGCGAAACAGGCGUAGCUGGUAACAGUCACAGUUCAAAGAAAGAUCAGGGAUUAAAGGGGGAGGGUAGUACUUUGAGGGUACUGGACGGGGAAAGGGGGAGGGUGAUAUUGGAAAAGGAUAGAGAAAAAGAAAGACAGAAGGAAAAGGACAGAGAACUGUCAUAUGCACAAACCACCAAGGCUUCCCGUCGUACUACCUCGCUACUCAACCUGUUCAUGUCCAACUCCCAUGGGUUUCUACGCAGUAGGAGAGAAAAACGAAAGGAGAAGAAGGCGAAGAAGAAGAAGGACCUCGUGGACACAAGCAGCAAUAAAGAAGAAAAGUCUGACCUGGAGGAUAAAGAAGAUAGCAGAAAGUCAGAAACGCCGACGCCGGAGGUGGACGAGGAUGGUUUUUGUAUUAGACCGAAGCCGGAUCCGUGGGAAAACGAAAAAGGAUUUUAUUCCAGUUCGGAUACUGAUUCGGAAGAUGAGAGGGAACGUAAGAUUCGAGUGGAAAUAAAGCCUCUCAGCAAUGGUGGUGCACCCAUGAGCGCUAGUGUAGACGAAUUGAGGGCGACAGUGGAAAAUUUAUCUUUAUCACCUGCACCAACAGGACGUAGAGGAUCGAAUACUGAUUCCGAUCAUCAUAUGAAAAGGUCUCAGUCAGUGUCACAGCAAUUAGGAGGUAAGCCAAGCUCAGAUUUACUUGGCCUAAACUUGUUCAAUCCUAGCAGUACCCCGUCGAGCGCGUCGACACCGACCGGUAGCCACCCUUACGCCCCACUGCAGAGCCCACCACCACUUUCUACAUCGCCGAUCCCGUCGCAGCCGCCGCCGCCACAAUCUGCGCCGCCUACACAUUCUCAUACCCGAUUUCCAGAUGGAGAUUUAUUUUCGGAAGUUGGAGAUAUCACACCGGCCUUGCCACCCAAGCAAUCCGCGUCCUCGACACCGACGGGAUCGAUAGUAAUACCGAGACCGCCAUCGCGUCGAGGAGAAGGUCCAUCACCACGCGGUAGGAUGUCACCUGCGACAAUAUCUCGAGCUGAUAGUGUCGCUAGUUUAGAAUUUCGCACUGCUGGUGUGGGCGUGGGAUCCUCGCGGGGACCAUCUCCACUUACGAUCGGCCUAGCGGACACCAUUCCGCUGGCAGUCGCUUUCCAUGAAAUAGUGCAUUCCUAUUUCCGUGGCACGGACGAAACCCGAUGUCAAGUAAAGUUAAGCGGUGAUAUGAUGCUCUCGUUUCCGGCUGGCAUCGUCACAGUCCUAGCGAAUAAUCCCAGUCCUGCCAAGCUGACUUUCCGCGUGAGGAACACCAAUAGGUUGGAAAGACUGUUGCCCAACAGCCAACUUAUAAGCAUGGACGCAACUCAAACUACCGUCGAUAGUACAAUCUUCGAAUUCAACAUGAGUGCCUUAACUAUGUUGCUUCGGCGACAAGCUGAACAGAAUCCCUCGGCCUCGUAUUUCAAUGUAGACAUUCUCAAAUAUCAGAUCAAAUGCAAGGAAGGUGCUGGAUCAUGUCCUUUUCAAUUAGUCGCAUAUUGGAAAUGUGAAACGACCCACACCGAUCUCAAGAUUGAUUAUAAAUAUAACAGUCGCGCCAUGGCCUCGCCGAGCCCUCUACUGAAUCUUCACGUUGCUGCGCCUAUCGACGGCGGUUUUAAGUCGUUUAAUAGUAAACCGCCGGCACAGUGGCUGCCCGAUACGAAUCGCGUAUUAUGGAAAUUUACAGAGCUUUCGCAACACAGCGAGAGUAACGGAGUCGGAUCCUUGAAGGCGCGAGUCGAGCUCGAACGCGGCCCGGGUAAUCAGGGCACGAUAUUCACACAGUUCAAUUGCGAAGGGACCACAUUGUCGGGUGUCGAAUUUGAGCUUAUAGGAUCUGGGUAUCGGUUGAGCUUGGUGAAACGAAAAUUUGUGUCUGGAAAAUACAUAUGCGACGGGGACUCAGAUUCGCGUUCGAGGUACGCCGCACCGCCAUCUAAUUCAGAUUGACGACUUCCAGAAUGGGCGCCUCAAUGGGAGAGCCAGCCCAUUUAAUAUUGGUACUUGCUUAAUCAUUCACUGCCCAUAUCACGACUAUCGAUCGUUCAUAUUCCGAUUAUGCAUGGAGAAACCUGUUGGAUACCAAAGUGUGCAUCGGCCGAAGAUUAAAUGGAUCUUUUUGUAAAAAUCAUAUACUGAAAAAAAAUAGAUAGAGAAAUUAGAAAAGGCGUCUUACAGCCGAAGUGAUACGCCUCUUCCCGUAAAACAAACGUGAUCCACGUUCUCUCUGCACGUUCAACGCCGAAGUCUUUCAAGUCUUCAUUUAUAUUAAGCCAUACUAUAUUUUAUCUCGAUGGGAACAUACGAUUACAUACAAUAGGAAAUUUAGACAUAAGACGACGCGUUCGACGCUAAAUGUACUGCUAUUAAGUGCAAGCUAAUCUUUUAUGACUUCGCGACUAGAACGAACAGGUAGAAAAAAAAAUCUGACGUGAUGCAGGACACACUAUGACGAAUGUGCAUUCUAUGUGUUUUAUAUACAACUUGUAUAUUUUUUAAUUUUUUAUAUAUUCCUCGCAUCAAGGUACUACUGUACUACUGUAAACUAACAAUACUACUGUUUUAACGAAGUUUCUACGAUAGAGUAUGACAAAUAUACGAGCAGUUUUUUCUGUCGAAUGAGAGAUUCUCGCGUGAAGAUCUUUGGUGUCCAGCAUACUCUCCGACACGAUAACUCUUCCGCCAUUAAAAAAUUUCUCUCUUAAACAUAAUCAAAAUACAUCGCGACGUUUUUUUUUAUUUUAAUCCUCUAUUGAAAGGAUAUACAACGCUCUUUAUUGUUACGUUUUACGUUAUUUUAAUGCGAUAGCAUUAUAUAUUGUUAAUAACCAUGCGGAAGGAGAAAAAAUAUAA